This is a messenger RNA of Parnassius apollo (apollo), 891 nucleotides long. Lineage: Eukaryota; Metazoa; Arthropoda; Insecta; Lepidoptera; Papilionidae. The record is from the annotation of a GenBank genome assembly.
AUGGACAAAAUAGCGAAACUGCGAGUUGUGCGAAAUUGUAAACUGGAGAUUAAGCCUGGCCUGACGGCCAGAGUAGAUGGGAUUAGCGACCCGGAGGGAACUGCAAUCUUGUUUAUGGAACAUUUCAGGUUACACCCUAUGAAAGGAAUAUACAUAACAAGUAACUUAUGUUUUCCCAGGGAUAGUUACUUAGCAGCAGCCCGAUCAGAUCACGAAGAGUCUCCUCAACAAUAUUUACCGGACUUACCUGAAUCAUCUGUACGAGGCUCCAAAGCAUUUACCAACACCAAUUCUCACCAAUAUCAUGGAACAAACACUAGGGGAAAUUCUCAAGAAUAUGGACUUCCUAGAUUCCGUGGCGGAUUAUCUCAGGAACAUGGAUAUCCUAACUUGCGCAGUGGUACAGAAUCUGGGAGAAAAUUAUCACAGGAUUAUGCACCGUCAGUCCGUCUCUCACAAGAGUACGACUCUCUUAGCUCUUUGGGAAGAUCUUUUCGGCGGUUAAGUCAAAAACAGGAAGAUCUCAACGGUGUGUUGUCGACAACGUACAACAUACCUAAUGGAUGGAGUAUCUCUCAGGAAUAUGGUGUGCCAGAAACAGGAGCAGCUUUGAAAUCAAGCACCCUUGCAUCAUCUUAUCCAUCAACUAGAUCACCAUCUCGGGAAUACGGCGCACCAUCAUCUCGUACCGCCAUGCCCUCGCCGCAGUACGGGGCUUCAAGAAACCUCGACGGAUACUCAGACCAGAGCUACGAGAGCUAUGCAAGAAAUUCUUUAGAAUUGCUUAAUCAGGUGGUAGAUUACGAGGCUGAUGAAGAUGGAUUCAAGCCAAGGAUCUCGGUUAUACCAGCCGACACUGCAUCUAGCCGCGCAGGUGACUGGCCUUAUUGA